Messenger RNA from Micromonas commoda, 1164 nucleotides. RefSeq lists its product with no specific name. The transcript has a single exon. NCBI's taxonomy places the organism in Eukaryota, Viridiplantae, Chlorophyta, Mamiellophyceae, Mamiellales, Mamiellaceae. The record is from RefSeq and is a predicted model, not a curated record. The annotation marks the transcript as partial.
GAGAAACGUCGGCGAGAAGAGGCGAGGGAGGCGGCCAAGGCGGCGAACAAGGAGCUGGUGGAGCAGCUCAUGGAGGACUUCAAGGAGCAGUGGGAACCCGCGGUGGACAAGCUCGACAAGGCGGCGAAGGCUUUCGAGGGCCUGGAUCUGGACGAUCUCGCCGACGGACCCGAGGGAUUCGACAUCACCAAGGGCCUGUGGCAGCAGACCGGCUGGCAGGAGCUCGACUCCCUGCGCCGGAAGCUGGAGGAGCUCAGGGAGCUGCGCGAUCUGGUCAGGUCGCUCGGGCGGGGGUCCGGCCGCGGGCCCCUUCGCCGAGCGCCCCGUCAGCGCGACCGCCGCGGCAUGCCCGUCGGCCUGACGCGAUCGCCGAUGGAGCCCGAGGAGACCGCGGGCUUAGCUCGGAGCGACGACCUGUCCAGGAUGCUGCCCGGCGAGAUGGCGCUCAUCGCCCAGGGAAGUCGACCGGCUCGACUGCUCCAUUUCGCGCGUCGAAUGGAGAGGACGCUGCUCUCGUAUGAACGGGUGGGCUGGGCGGAGGAGCCCGCGGUGACCACCGACGGGAUGGAGAUCCGACCCGCCGCGGAGUGCGGGCCGAUCAUCCUCUGCCUGGACACCUCGGGUUCGAUGAUGGGCGCCAGGGAGACGGUCGCCAAGGCGAUGGCCCUGGAGUGCAUGCGACAGGCCAAGAGCCAGCAGCGCGCGUGUUACCUGUACUCGUUCUCCGGUCCGGGCGACUGCCAGGAGCUGGAGCUCAAGGUGACCGGGCAGGGCGUCAGCAAGCUCCUGGAGUUCCUCGCCGGGUCCUUCCACGGCGGCACGGACGUGGACGAACCCUUCAUCCGCGCGUUGGACCGUUUGGGUCAGGAGGAGUGGAGCAACGCGGAUAUCCUGCUCGUCACCGACGGCGAGAUUCGGCCCCCGGAUGUCGACGUGGUGGCCAAACUUGACACCGCCAAGGAGGAGAUGGGGCUCAAGGUGCACGGGCUGCUGGUGGGCGAACCCGGCGCGGGCGCGGACGUCGUGGACGCGCUCUGCACGCACACGCACACGUUCAAGUCGUGGUCCGCGGUGAAGUAAGUGAUUGGGGUUGAGCGACACACGCUCGACGUAGGUUUGCGCGGUUUGAAGCCCGCGGCUUGUUCUCAGUGUAUUACUCGUCUC